Messenger RNA from Elephantulus edwardii (Cape elephant shrew), 594 nucleotides. RefSeq names its product SLP adapter and CSK-interacting membrane protein-like. The coding region runs from base 1 to 594 and encodes 197 amino acids. The transcript has 6 exons. Gene Ontology annotation, cellular component: tetraspanin-enriched microdomain; membrane; immunological synapse. The record is from RefSeq and is a predicted model, not a curated record. Lineage: Eukaryota; Metazoa; Chordata; Mammalia; Macroscelidea; Macroscelididae.
AUGGUGUUUGGGUUAGCGGCACAACUCUCAAAGGACUACACCAUCAGAGCCAUGGAAGUGACAGUCAAGAAAUCCAAUGCAUUGGACAAUUCUGCCACAAGAGGCCUCAUUAAAGAGAAUUCCACAGCAAUGGACUGGUGGAGGGACAACUUCUGGAUCGUCUUAGCUGUGACCAUCAUCGUUGUCUCUGUGGGCCUGGGCUUAAUUCUGUUCUGUGUCUGCAAGUCAUGGGUAGUUGCCAAGCCUUUGAAACAAAACCAAAGAGAUGAAGAAAAGGUGUAUGAGAAUGUUCUUAAUCAGUCACAAAUUCAACUACCUCCUUUGCCACCUAGGACUUUUCCUUCUCCUGAAGAUGCACCUCCACAGAAAACCCCAAGUCAGCAGUUAUCAACAUACUCAUCAGUUCAUAAAGAUAGAAAUAAAAACACAGUUUCCAUCCCAAGCUACAUUGAGCCUGAAGAGGACUAUGACGACGUUGCAAUACCUACAACUAUUAUUUCUCAGCUGCCUGCUUCUCAAUAUGAGUGGGAUCCUGGAAGUCCCUGUGUAGCCCUGGGGGUGACAGGAAUACACAAAGUGUGGCUCUCAACAUAG